CUCAUUCAGGCCCUGGUGCUGUUCCCCACCUUCAGGUCUGGCUCCUGUGGCUAGAGCCCUGGUGCCCACAGCUCAACCUGGACCUUUCCACCCUUGAAGGGCUCAUGAAGGAGCUGCCACCUCCAAGUCAGCUGCAGCUGUGCAUCCGCUCAGACCACAAGACUCCAUGGAGAUGCUGAACUCUCUUUGUUCUCCCAACAAGUACUAGGCAAGGAGGGAAGGAAGGGACGAGGAUGACAAGACUGCCUGUGGCCAUGAGCCCUCCCCGGUGCUCCUGGGGUUAAGGCUGGGGCUGCAGCCAUGGGGCUGGAUCGGCCCCAGGCCUGGUUGCUGGGUCUGCCCACAGCUGCGGUCUAUGGCUCCCUGGCUUUCUUCACCACCAUCCUGCACAAUGUCUUCCUGCUCUACUAUGUAGACACCUUUGUAUCAGUGUACAAGAUCAACAAAAUGGCCUUCUGGGUCGGAGAGACGGUGUUUCUCCUCUGGAACAGCCUCAAUGACCCCCUCUUCGGCUGGCUCAGUGACCGGCAGUUCCUCAGCUCCCAGCACCGCAGGUCAGGCGCUGGGCUCUCCUCAAGGGCCGUGGUGCUGGCCCGGGUGCGGGCCCUGGGCUGGCAUGGGCCGCUGCUGGCGCUGUCAUUCCUGGCAUUCUGGGUACCCUGGGCCCCAGCUGGCCUGCAGUUCUUGCUGUGCCUGUGCCUCUACGAUGGCUUCCUGACGCUCGUGGACCUUCACCACCACGCCUUGCUGGCCGACCUGGCACUCUCAGCCCACGACCGCACCCACCUCAACUUCUACUGCUCCCUCUUCAGUGCAGCCGGCUCCCUCUCUGUCUUUGCCUCCUAUGCCUUUUGGAACAAGGAGGAUUUCUCCUCCUUCCGCGCUUUCUGCGUGACACUGGCUGUCAGCUCUGGGCUGGGCUUUCUGGGGGCCACACGGCUGCUGAGGCGGCGGGUUGAGGCCGCCCGAAGGGACCCAGGGUGCUCAGGCCUGGCUGUGGAUUGCGGCCUGUGUGGAGAGGAGCUGCUUGUGGGCAGUGAGGAGGCAGACAGCAUCACCUUGGGCCAAUAUCUCCGGCAGCUGGCACGCCAUCGGAACUUCCUGUGGUUUGUGAGCAUGGACCUGGUGCAGGUCUUCCACUGCCACUUCAACAGCAACUUCUUCCCUCUCUUCCUGGAGCAUCUGUUGUCUGACCAUAUCUCCCUUUCCACGGGCUCCAUCCUGUUGGGCCUCUCCUAUGUCGCUCCCCAUCUCAACAACCUCUACUUCCUGUCCCUGUGCCGGCGCUGGGGCGUCUACGCGGUGGUGCGGGGACUCUUUCUGCUCAAGCUGGGCCUUAGCCUGCUCAUGUUGUUGGCUGGCCCGGACCACCUCAGCCUGCUGUGCCUCUUCAUUGCCAGCAACCGCGUCUUCACUGAGGGCACCUGUAAGCUGCUGACCUUGGUGGUCACCGACCUGGUAGAUGAGGACCUGGUGCUGAACCACCGCAAGCAGGCAGCCUCGGCACUCCUCUUUGGCAUGGUUGCCCUGGUGACCAAGCCAGGCCAGACCUUUGCCCCGCUGCUGGGCACCUGGCUGCUCUGUUUCUACACAGGUCAUGACCUCUUCCAGCAGUCCCUGAUAACCCCUGUGGGGAGUGCCCAUCCUUGGCCAGAGCCCCCAGCCCCAGCCCCUGCACAGGCCCCGAUGCUCCGCCAGGGCUGCUUCUACCUGCUGGUGCUGGUACCCAUCACCUGUGCUCUGCUGCAGCUCUUCACCUGGUCUCAGUUCACGCUGCACGGGAGACGCCUGCACAUGGUCAAGGCCCAGCGCCAGAACCUGUCACAGGCCCAAACCCUGGAUGUUAAGAUGGUGUGAGAGCUGUGGCAAGGCCACCCCACUGAGGACGCUGCCGGCAGCCUGGGGGAGGAGCCAGUUUUUUUUUUUUUUUUUAAGGAUUUCAUAGCUGUUUUGUUUUUGUUUUUGUUUUUGGAGAUGUUCCCUCAAAAAAUUGAUCUGUUGCCCAGGCUGGAGUGCAGUGUUGCAAUCUGGGCUCACUGAAACCUCCACCACCCAGGUUCAAGUGAUUCUCCUGCCUCAGCCUCCCGAGUAGCUGGGAUUACAGGAGCGUGCCACCACGCCUGGCUACUUUUUGUAAUUUUAGUAGAGACAGGGUUUCAUCACGUUGGCCAGGCUAGUCUCGAACCCCUGACCUCAGGUGAUCAGCCUGUCUCGGCCUCCCAAAGUGCUGGGAUUACACGCGUGAACCACUGUGGCCGACCUAAUUUUUGUAUUAUUUAGUAGAGAUGAGGUUUCACCACGUUGGCCAGGCUGGUCUCGAACUCCUGACCUCAAGUGAUCUGCCUGCUUUGGUCUCCCAAAGUGCUGGGAAUAUAGGCGUGAGCCAUCGCACCCGGCCAGGAGCCAGUUUUACCAGCAUUCUGCUCCACCACCUUCCUCCAGUGCAGCCUGGAAGACAUGGCAGCGGGGAGCUCUCACUGCAGUCAAAGUCUCUGCUUAGCUGUCUGGCUCAGCUUGGGCAAGGGCUGGGCCGUAUGUGCUCAGGGAUGUGCUUCUCUUGUGGAGCAGGAGGACAGAAGAGGACCAAGAAGGGAGGGGGCUGUCCUGUGAUGCACACGGGCCUGCCAUGGGGCGUGGGAGCCUGUCCCGCUGCCUGGCCGGAGCUGGCCGCUGUGGUGCUCAGGAACCACUUUUGAUACUGCAACUCCUCUCUUUUUCCCAGUCAGGGAAAGCUGACUCCAAGUCCCACCUCCCCCUCAGUCCACCCUUCUAGUAGUUUCUCUCAGAGGGUUCUCUGCUUCAGCUGUGCUUGAAGUGGCAUGCCUCCGCUGCUGCAGGGCUCCCCUACCCCGACACGGCCUCUAAAGAUGUUUAUUUCCUUACAGACUGAUUAAAGUCGGCCAUUCUUUUUCCUCAA
Molecule: messenger RNA, 2917 nt
Organism: Macaca mulatta (Rhesus monkey)
Lineage: Eukaryota; Metazoa; Chordata; Mammalia; Primates; Cercopithecidae
Source: RefSeq, a predicted model, not a curated record